Wallemia mellicola CBS 633.66 is the source of this 697-nucleotide messenger RNA. RefSeq names its product putative ubiquitin-conjugating enzyme E2. The record is from RefSeq and is a predicted model, not a curated record. NCBI's taxonomy places the organism in Eukaryota, Fungi, Basidiomycota, Wallemiomycetes, Wallemiales, Wallemiaceae. Gene Ontology annotation, cellular component: nucleus. The transcript is spliced from 3 exons. The coding region runs from base 46 to 504 and encodes 152 amino acids. Gene Ontology annotation, molecular function: ubiquitin conjugating enzyme activity. Gene Ontology annotation, biological process: protein K63-linked ubiquitination; DNA damage tolerance.
GGUAGAUGUUCAAGAAUCGCUUGUUGAGCAACGACCAUCAUCGAUAUGUCAGCGGGAUUACCAAAACGUAUAUUAAAAGAAGCAGAGCGUCUCCAAGUAGAUGCACCUGAAGGAAUACAAGCCAUACCCUCAGAAGAGGAUAUCAGAUACUUUGAUGUUUCUAUACAAGGUCCAGAUGGUUCACCCUUUGAAAAGGGUAUCUUCAAGCUAGAACUCUGGUUGCCGUCAUCAUACCCUAUGGAACCACCAAAAGUUAGGUUUUUAACCAAGAUCUACCAUCCUAAUAUAGACAAAUUGGGAAGGAUCUGUUUGGACAUCUUAAAGGAUAAAUGGUCGCCUGCUUUGCAAAUCAGAACUGUCUUACUUUCUAUACAAGCGCUGCUAUCCUCCCCUAAUCCAGACGAUCCUUUAGCGAAUGACGUCGCAGAGCAUUACAAGACAGACGAGCAAGCAGCCAAAGCAGUCAGUAAAGAAUGGACAGCGUUGUACGCUGAGUCGUUAUAAGUAUACAAUUUAUCACUCGUUUAACUCCUUUGUACGCUUCUGUAAUUCUUCUCUUGAUAACGGUUGUUCGAGAUUGUCUACUUUAUCCUUUGAAGGUAUAUGAGGAUCCCUGGAAGGGUGCUUGAGAGUUGUAGGGUGUUCCUAUGUCUAUUUAGUACAUUUCAACUUUAUGGAUACUCCUAUAAAUACCUCA